Messenger RNA from Aspergillus terreus NIH2624, 1938 nucleotides. RefSeq names its product fimbrin (gene sac6). The transcript is spliced from 4 exons. Gene Ontology annotation, molecular function: actin filament binding; calcium ion binding. Gene Ontology annotation, biological process: actin filament network formation; actin filament bundle assembly. The coding region runs from base 1 to 1938 and encodes 645 amino acids. Lineage: Eukaryota; Fungi; Ascomycota; Eurotiomycetes; Eurotiales; Aspergillaceae. Gene Ontology annotation, cellular component: actin filament bundle; actin filament; cytoplasm. The record is from RefSeq and is a predicted model, not a curated record.
AUGAACGUGCUGAAGCUUCAAAGAAAGUUCCCGCAGCUGGACCAAGGCGAGAUCUUCUCACUCCAAGAUGCAUUCAGAAAACUGGACGUGGACGAGAAGGGCUACUUGGACGAAGCCACCGUGAUCAAGGCCACUCAACAAUCGGAGCGCCAACCCUAUGAUGUCGUCCGUCAGACGCUGAAGGAGGUCGACCUCGACAGCUCUCGUCGUGUGGAGCUGGAGGAUUAUGUCGAUGUCAGCAGCUCCGGCACUCCGAGUGCUGCCCCCGUGCUUCCUGGGAAUGGCGCUGGCGCUUCCAGACAUGUUUCCAAAGGCAGCAUAGGCGGUAGAAUUCACGUACAAGGCUCUUCGGCGAACGUGACCCAUACAAUCAACGAGGAUGAGAGAACCGAGUUUACGAGGCACAUCAAUGCCGUUCUCGCGGGCGAUCCAGAUAUCGGUCACAUUCUCCCAUUCCCUACCGACACGUUCGAGAUGUUUGAUCAGUGCAAGGAUGGGUUGGUUCUGGCGAAACUGAUCAAUGACAGCGUCCCUGAUACAAUUGAUGAGCGUGUCUUGAACAAACCCGGAAAGAAGAUCAAGGAGUUGAAUGCCUUCCAUAUGACCGAGAACAACAACAUUGUGAUCAACUCUGCCAAGGGUAUUGGGUGUUCAGUAGUGAACAUUGGCAGUGGCGAUAUCAUCGAAGUGCGCGAACAUCUCAUCCUCGGUCUUAUCUGGCAGAUUAUUCGCCGCGGUCUCUUGGGGAAGAUUGACAUCAAACUUCACCCUGAACUCUAUAGACUUCUGGAAGAGGACGAGACCCUGGAACAGUUCCUCCGCCUUCCCCCGGAGCAGAUCCUACUCCGUUGGUUCAAUUAUCACUUGAAGAAUGCCAAGUGGCAUAGACAGGUGACGAACUUUUCUUCCGAUGUGAAGGACGGGGAAAAUUACACUGUUCUCCUCAGUCAACUAGCACCUGAGCUCUGCUCGCGGGCUCCACUGCAGACCAGAGACCUCCACCAGCGUGCCGAGGAGGUCCUCGUGAACGCAGACAAAGUGGGAUGCCGGAAGUUCUUGACUCCCUCCUCGCUUGUUGCUGGAAACCCUAAGCUCAAUCUCGCCUUUGUGGCCAAUCUGUUCAACACGAUCCCGGGUCUUGAUCCGAUUACCGAGGAAGAGAAGCUUGAGGUGGAGGACUUCGACGCGGAGGGCGAGCGUGAAGCCCGCGUGUUCACUCUCUGGCUGAACUCGCUAGAUGUGCAGCCGGCUGUCAACUCUCUCUUCGACGAUCUUCGAGAUGGAACUAUCUUGCUGCAAGCGUAUGACAAGGUGAUUCCUGGAAGCGUCAACUGGAGGCAUGUGAAUAAGCCACCGGCGUCUGGUGGGGAGAUGAUGCGCUUUAAGGCAGUGGAGAAUACGAACUACACUAUCGAGCUCGGAAAGCAUAUCGGGUUCUCCCUUGUCGGUGUACAGGGAGCGGAUAUCACAGAUGGCCAACGUACCCUCACCCUGGGUCUGGUGUGGCAGUUAAUGCGCAGAGAUAUCACAAAUACUCUCUCCUCUCUGGCGCAAAGAAUGGGCAAGCGUGAGAUUACUGACGCAGAAAUGAUCAAAUGGGCCAACGAUAUGUCUCGGAAGGGCGGUCGUACCUCGAGCAUUCGCAGCUUCAAGGACCAGUCCAUUGGUUCUGGUCUCUUCCUUCUUGAUGUCCUUAACGGCAUGAAGAGUAGCUAUGUGGACUAUGAGCUCGUGACGCCCGGCCGCACCGACGAAGAAGCAUAUGCCAACGCCAAGUUGAGUAUCAGCAUAGCCAGAAAGCUGGGAGCAACCAUUUGGUUGGUCCCCGAGGAUAUUUGCCAGGUUCGCUCUCGUCUGGUGACCACGUUUAUUGGUGAGUUCCCCGGUUAUACCCAAUACUUUUUUACGGGCCCACAUAUACUGACUCCGGUGUUCUAG